This is a messenger RNA of Lotus japonicus, 1251 nucleotides long. RefSeq lists its product as uncharacterized. Bases 1 to 1251 code for a protein of 416 amino acids. The record is from RefSeq and is a predicted model, not a curated record. NCBI's taxonomy places the organism in Eukaryota, Viridiplantae, Streptophyta, Magnoliopsida, Fabales, Fabaceae. The transcript is spliced from 2 exons.
AUGUCUACUACUAGUAGUACAAAUGACACUACUUCUGGGUCAGAUAGUGAUAGUUCAUGUGAUAAUAGUCAUUUAUCACAACGUAGAAGGAAGAAAAAGGUAUUAUUGACGAUGAUGAUGAUGCAUUCUACAAACUAUUUCUUAAGUCAUGUGGACAAAAGUCCAUGCAGGGAUUCUGAAUUACAAGGACAUGGAUGGGUUCAAGAGAUUAAUAACGGACAUGAUACUCGUUGCUAUCAACAAUUCAGGAUGAGAAAAAAUGUGUUUUUACAAUUAUGUAAUGUUUUGGAGUGUCAUUAUGGUCUGAAGCCAACUAGAGGCAUGGGGAUUCAUGAGCAGGUUGGGAUUUUCUUAUACAUUUUAGGACAACCAUGCUCCAUUCGUAAUGCAGAGGAGAGAUUCCAGCAUUCUGGAGAGACAAUUUCUAGACAAUUCCACAGGGUUUUAGAGGUUGUACUUGCACUUUCUGGUGAUAUUAUUAAGCCUGUUGACCCUACCUUUAUGGAUACACCUCAUCAAAUUAGAAGUGAUAGAAGAUAUUAUCCUCACUUUAAGGAUUGUAUUGGUGCUAUAGAUGGCACUCAUGUGAAGUUGAUAGUCCCGGUUGAACAUCAGAUUCCUUACACUUCUAGAAAGGGCUAUACAACAACUAAUGUAAUGGCUGUUUGCGAUUUCAAUAUGUGCUUCACAUUUGUGUUAGCAGGAUGGGAAGGAUCUGCACAUGACACUAGGAUCUUUAUGGAUGCUUUGCGCACGCCUAGAUUGCAUUUUCCACAUCCUCCUCAUGGUAAAUAUUAUCUUGUUGAUGCUGGCUAUCCCAACUUUAUGGGCUACUUAGGACCCUACAAAACCACCAGAUAUCAUCUCCCCCAUUUUAGAUUAGGGCCCAGAGCUAGAGGAAGAAAUGAAGUGUUUAAUUUUUUGCACUCUAGCCUCCGAAGCACAAUUGAACGAACAUUUGGGUGUUGCAAAGCUAGAUGGAAAAUACUCAACAACAUGCCUUCUUUUCCAUUGAAAACCACAACUCACAUCAUUGUUGCUUGUAUGGCUUUACACAAUUUCAUAAGAAGGACUGACACGGGUGAUAGAGAGUUUCUUUUGUUUGAUGAGAAUGUUGAUUUAGAGUACAAUGUUGAUGCUCAUAACACUACCCGCGAAGAUGUGACAUGGGAGGAACCAACUCAACAAAGUGUUAGGCAAAUGGAGCGAGUUAGAGACGCUAUUAGGGACGGGAUGCCUACAACUAUCUAG